UCAUGGCCUGCACAUUCCCGUUUGCCCAUAUUCAGUAUUCUUGUCCGUCUCAAAAUUUUGCUAAACCCCUUCAACGAAUUCCCGUGCUUUCUUUUCCGUCUCUAUCAAUUUCUCAUUCUAAGCAUGUUUCUGCAAAAGCAGUUUCAUCCUACAGAGAAGGAGUCAAGGACACAAUCAAGCAACAAAUUGUUGAAACGCCAAGUUCCGAUUUAACUCCAAGCCCCAUUUCAUCUUCAAAAUUGGUUCUCGUUGUUGGUGGCUCUGGAGGUGUUGGGCAGCUGGUGGUAGCAUCGCUGCUUAAGCGGAAUAUUAAAUCUCGCUUGUUAUUAAGGGAUCCUGAGAAAGCCAAAGCAUUAUUUGGUGAACAAGAUGAGGAGACAUUGCAGGUAUUCAAAGGAGACACUAGGAAGCAAGAGGAUUUGGAUCCAUCCAUAUUUGAGGGAGUCACGCAUGUGAUUUGCUGCACAGGAACGACAGCUUUUCCUUCAAAGCGGUGGGAUGGAGAUAAUACUCCAGAAAGAGUUGAUUGGGAUGGAGCAAGGAAUCUGAUAUCUGCACUGCCCUCCUCCGUGAAGAGAGUUGUUCUUGUGUCAUCAAUAGGCGUGACUAAGUUCAAUGAAUUACCAUGGAGCGUUAUGAACCUAUUUGGUGUCCUCAAAUAUAAGAAGAUGGCAGAGGAUUUUCUUCAGGGUUCUGGCCUUCCAUUUACUAUUAUCAGACCUGGGAGGUUGACUGAUGGACCAUACACAUCAUAUGAUCUAAAUACUCUUCUCAAAGCCACAGCAGGGCAACGGCGUGCCGUGCUUAUAGGUCAAGGAGAUAAACUGGUUGGAGAGGCCAGCAGAAUUGUUGUUGCUGAAGCUUGCAUACAAGCACUAGAUAUAGAAUGCACUGAAGGCAAAGUAUAUGAAAUUAAUUCUGUUGAGGGUGAAGGUCCUGGAAGUGAUGCUGCAAGGUGGCAAGAACUAUUCAGAGCUGCACAGUCCCAGUAACUACAAAUAUACAGCUUAUACAUAUGAUAAGGAAAUUGACUGAGGCAUCUUAAAAUUACUGUUGUAAAGUAUUCUAAUUAUGUUUGCAGUAAGUAGCAUGUGAAGUGAGAUGUGAUUUUUCUCUCUCUCUAUAUAUAUA
This is a messenger RNA of Prosopis cineraria, 1131 nucleotides long. RefSeq names its product sanguinarine reductase-like. The record is from RefSeq and is a predicted model, not a curated record. The transcript is spliced from 9 exons. Bases 3 to 992 code for a protein of 329 amino acids. Lineage: Eukaryota; Viridiplantae; Streptophyta; Magnoliopsida; Fabales; Fabaceae.